Messenger RNA from Nerophis lumbriciformis (worm pipefish), 9054 nucleotides. The record is from RefSeq and is a predicted model, not a curated record. Lineage: Eukaryota; Metazoa; Chordata; Actinopteri; Syngnathiformes; Syngnathidae.
AUGAGAAGCUGGACUUUCACUGUGUUCCUGCUGCUGUUGCUUAUGACACAUGCUGAAGCUCAAGGCAGGUGUGAUAAUGUGCAAGCAGCAGACAUUGUUUUUCUGGUGGAUGGAUCUUCCAGUAUUGGGAGCCCUAACUUCUUACAGGUGAAGGCCUUUAUAGCUGGAAUUAUCAAACCCUUUGCAAGUUCUGUCAGCGACACAGGAAUUCGCUUUGGGGCUAUACAGUACAGUGAUACCUCCAGGGUUGAGUUCACCUUCAAAACAUACCUUAAUGGCACAGCUCUAGUAAAGGCUGUGGAGAAUUUGAACUACAAGGGUGGAAAUACCCGCACUGGUGCUGGACUCAAGUUUGUCGCUGAUAAUUUCUUCAACCCAACAUACAGUAGAGAUGUCCCGAAGAUCACGAUCUUGAUCACAGACGGGAAGUCGCAGGACAGCGUGGAAGAACAAGCACAGAAGCUGCACAGUCAGGGGGUGCACAUCUUUGCAGUCGGCAUCAAGAGCGCAGACAACGAAGAACUUGCUAAGAUUUCCUCCAAGCCUAGCAGUGAUUUCACCUCGUUUGUCGGAGACUUCAAACUACUCAACACUCUUCUUCCACUUGUGAGCCCCCGGGUGUGCUCCAAAGCAGGCGGAGUCUAUGCAAGUGAUGAGGGAUUUUCCGGUCCAGCCAACAUUCAGUUCACUGGCGUGACAUCUGACUCACUAAGGUUCCGCUGGAAUUCCGCAGGUGGUCCCUUGAGGGGCUACGUGGUCCAAUAUGUGCCCCUUUCUGACCAGGGUCAACCUAUCACAGCAGAAUUGCGGCAGGAGACACUGUCUGCCAGUCAGAGAAGUUUCACUGCACGGGCUCUAAGGUCAGGAACAGAUUACCAAGUUACUGUCAUUGCUCAAUACCCCAACAGUGUUGGAGAAUCCGUUUCUGCUAAUCAACAAACCAAGCCCUUGGCUGGGAUCUCAGGUCUUCGUUUGAUCCAAGCAGGCUUCUUCACUCUUUCUUUGAGCUGGGAUCAGCCUUCAUCUCCUGUCCAAGGAUACCAACUUACCUACGGACCGCGAGGUCAGCCAUCUGGCCAGCUUUUGGUGGAGUCUUUGUCUGCAGACUCGACAUCUGUUAACCUGGAGUCACUUAAACCCGAUACGGAGUACAUCAUAAGCCUCUACCCUCUUUUCCCUCGAAACGCUGCACCUCCGGCCACCCUGAAUGCCCGCACAUUGCGCCUGGAGGCAGUGCGGCAGCUGUCUGUGGAGACAGAGUCAGAAAGCAGCGUUCGCGUGAUGUGGAGAGGCGUCAGCGGUGCGCUUGCCUACCGUCUGGUGUGGGGAGCAGUCACAGGUCUAAAUGUUGAAACGGUGGAAGUUGCAGGGGACAGCGAGACUUACACAUUACCUCAACUUCAGCCUGACAUCGAGUACAUCCUUACUGUAAUUCCACUCUAUCAGGGAAACAUUGAGGGAUCCAGGGAAACAGCCAGAUUCAAGAUAGAGCGACAGCUGCAGCAGGUCAUCAAUGCAGCGAUCACCAGCCCUACAUCCAUUCGUCUCACCUGGAGAAUCAUUCCAUCCUCUCAGGGGUACCGCUUGGAGUGGCGGGAAGGACAAGGUGGCAGUGCCCAGACCUUGUCUUUACCAAGGAGCACUAGCAAAUAUGAGUUAACUGGGCUUCAGCCCAACACGGAAUACCAUAUUACCCUGUACACGCUGUUUGAAGGUCGCGAGGAGGCAACACCUGUGUACACUAUAUCUAGAGGUCAGCGACAGUUAGGCUAAGUGACCAACCUGAGAGUUCUGGAGUCUUUGGGCAGUACAGUCAGACUUGGCUGGACUGGUGUAGCUGGGGCUAAGCAGUACCGUGUCAUUAUCCGAAGCUCUGAGGUGGGAGUACAAAAUAUUCAGAUUGUCCCUGGAAACCAGACGGCCCUUGACCUCCAAGAUCUGAUCGUGGGAGUCUCCUAUGAUGUAAGUGUCACACCCCUGACAGAAGAAAUUGAAGGCGAGCCAGUCAGCGUCUUUGUAAGACCAGAGCAAGGCAUUGGAAGAGUGUCGAACCUCAGAGUGAUACAUGCAAAUAGCCGGAGGAUUCGAAUAGCCUGGACAGGUGUUAAUACUGCAACAGGUUACAGAAUUACAUGGAGACAAGGCAAUAGUGGUGAGCAGUCUCGUGAUGUGGGAGCAGAUGCCUCAGUCUUUUCGAUAGAAGGACUGCAACCUGAUGAGGCGCUGGUUUUUGGUGUGGCAGCCAUAGUCAAUGAUCGGGUUGGGGAGGCGGUAACGCUGUCCACACGGACCAACCCGAACAGUGGAACUGUUUAUGGCCUUCGUGUAGUCAAUGUCACGCCUCAAAGUAUCCGCAUAGAAUGGUCUCCCUACAUAAGGGCAACUGGCUAUAGGAUAAGAUGGCGCAAUGAUGUAGAUGGAGUGGAAACAAUUCAGAACAUCGCUGCUGAUGUCUCUUCCUUCACCAUUGAUGGACUCCAGUCCGAUACUGUUUACAACGUGUUUGUGUCUGCUCUGAGUGGCUCAAGAGAGGGAAGUCCUGGUACACUCAGUGUGAGAACAGAAUCAAAUCAGUUUCCUAUUGGCCCUGUGACGUUACUCCAAGUCCAGGAGAACGGAGGAAAGGUUGUCAGAUUGUCUUGGGUCGGUGUACGAGGAGCAACAGCAUAUCGGCUGUCAUGGAAAAGAACAGAUGGUGGUGAGGAGACAAGUCAGUUGGUGGGGGGAGACGUGACUGUUGUGGAUUUAGACCAACUUGAUCCAGGGGCCCGCUAUGAAGUGAAGGUUAUGGCUUUAAUUCAGAACCGGGAAGGAACGCCAGUUUCUAUCCGAGUGACUACACCUGGUGUACCUUCCUUACCGGCCACACCUUUAAGAGUAGCUGAGGUAACCCAGGAUUCUGUGCGGCUGAGCUGGGAGCCAUUACCAGGUGUCCGAGGGUAUGUUCUGCGCUGGAGAAAGGAAACUGAUCGUGGUCCAGGUUUAUCGGUCACACUGCCUGAUUCAUCCACCUCCUACCAAGUUACCGGGCUACGUCUGGGCCAUCAGUAUCGCUUUACCAUACAGCCCACGUUUGAAAGUGGAGUGGGAAGAGAGAGCGUUGCCACCGAGCGCACCGUGUGUCUCGGUGGACGUCUGGAUGUGAUCUUUCUUGUGCCAGCAUCUACUGAUCGGACUAACAUUGCCGAACCUUUGCGUGCUCUUCUUACAAGCGCAGUGGGUUCAUUCAACACUAUUGGAGUGCGUGACUCACAGGUUGGGGUUGUUGUAUAUGGUUAUAGUCCCCAAAUUUGGUUCCCACUUAGUCGUCACAGCAGAUCAGACACGCUGCUCCAAGAAAUUCAGUCGACACCUUUUGGUGAAAGUCCAGGAAAUAACAUUGGUCAGGCUGUGAGUUUUGCCAGACGGUAUCUUCUGACAACCUCUGCCGGAAGGAGGCCAAGGGUGCCAGGGGUUGUUGUCAUCAUUGCUGACAAAAAGUCUGUGGACGACUUAACACUUGCUGCCUCCGGCCUCCAAGGAACUGGUGUGACCGUGUUGGCAGUUGGUUUAGAUCAGGCAGAUACUGAUGAACUGCGGCGGUCCGUGACCGACGGGAGCACCCAGAACCUUCUAUAUGUGCGCGAUGCCUCCCAGUUGGAAGCGCUCCAUACUGAUCUUGCAGACUUGCUGUGUGGCAUUGCUAGAACGCAAGGGGGAAGCCCAAGCCCGGAAGAAUGUACUGUUCAGUGUCCACGAGGAGAGAAAGGUUAUCCUGGAGAGAAGGGUGAGAGAGGCAGAGACGGUGUCAAUGGACAGAAAGGAGAACCUGGUCGGGAUGGUUUCCCGGGAAGAGAUGGGCCAAGAGGCCCUGAAGGGCGUCCAGGUCUACCAGGGCCUGCUGUUCCUGUUGAACCCUCAGUGGGGCCAAAAGGAGAUAGGGGGGAACGAGGUUUUCCCGGUAAUGAUGGAAAUCCAGGUUUGCCAGGACGGCCAGGUUCCCCGGGAAAUACGGGACUUCCUGGUUCACAGGGUCUACCUGGUAUCAGAGGAAGCCAAGGUGAACCCGGUGUGGCAGGGGCCCAAGGACCAAAGGGUGAUCGUGGUGAAAGGGGAGAGCCUGGAUCCACAUCGGGAGGAGGUUUUCCAGGACGCAAGGGAGAACCAGGCAUCCCAGGAAUACCUGGGACCCCAGGUCGACCAGGCAGCGACGGUUCCAAAGGUAUCCAGGGACAAGCAGGUAUACCAGGGCAGGAUGGUCGCCCAGGGCUACCAGGAACACCAGGACUCUCCAUCAAGGGAGACAAGGGCAGCCCAGGAGAGAGGGGACUUCCAGGAGUCGGCAGUGGUGUGCCCAUACCUGGCGAGAAGGGCUCCCUUGGUUCUCCAGGACCUCCUGGAGCACAAGGUCCUAGAGGGCUGUCUGGAUCACAGGGGGCCAAAGGAGAAAAGGGUGACAGUGCUGUUGGGCUACCUGGAAUAGCAGGCAGGCAGGGCGAUCCUGGUGACAGGGGUCCUCGUGGCCCCCCAGGAGAAAUUGGCAGUAAGGGUGAUCGAGGUCAUCCGGGUGAGCCUGGGUCACAGGGAGACCGGGGAGAAAGAGGACUUGUUGGUGAAACCGGAGCAAGGGGAGACCCAGGAAAACCAGGAACCCAAGGACCACCGGGCUUGAGGGGUUCCCCAGGGUCUGCCGGAGCGGCAGGAGAAAAGGGAAACGAAGGAGCACGAGGGGAACCAGGGCGAAGUAUUCAAGGUCCCCAAGGGAAGAAAGGGGAACAGGGGGAGCCAGGUGUGUCUGGAUUUGAGGGGCCUAAAGGAACAAAAGGAGACCAAGGACAAAGAGGGGAAAAAGGAUCUUCAGGGUCAGGCUUGGGCACGAGUGGGCCUAAAGGAGAGCGAGGGGAGCCAGGAAGUCCAGGUAUCAGCGGCCGGCCCGGUGCCAAGGGAGACUCAGGUGAGCCAGGAGAGAGGGGAGAAGAUGGCCGGCCUGGCGUGCCAGGGAAGCUUGGUCUUCCUGGGAAACAGGGAGAACGGGGAGAGAAAGGGGAUGAAGGCACCCCCGGAGAAUCAGGACUUCCAGGGAAGCCGGGAGAACGAGGAGUGAGGGGACUCUCUGGUCAGCCAGGGAGGCCUGGAGAAAAGGGAGAUGCAGGAGAGCCGGGAGAGGAUGGGCGAAAUGGCAACCCUGGACUCACAGGACCCAGAGGAGAGAAGGGAGUACAGGGACUUCAAGGACCUCCAGGACCACCUGGGAAAGUGGCGGACACCCUCAGCCAGUUGAAAGGAGAGCGAGGAGAGAAGGGUGACGCAGGAAAUCCAGGCGCAAACGGCAGCAACGGUCAGAAAGGUGACGCUGGAACGCCUGGAACUGUAGGCCCAAGAGGUCCUGAGGGACAACGUGGGCUUACAGGAUCCAGAGGUGACAGUGGAGAAAGAGGAAUACCUGGAGAGAAGGGAGAAAGAGGAGCCUCUGGAUUGGAUGGUCGUCCUGGUCUGGAUGGUAAACCAGGUGCUGCAGGACCACCUGGUCAGAGGGGUGAUCCUGGGAAAUCGGGUGAACCUGGAAGAGAUGGUUUAGCAGGACUCCGAGGUGAACAGGGUCCCCAAGGGCCUGUGGGCUCUCCAGGUGCUCCAGGGACCCCAGGCAAAGUGGGAGAAGAUGGCAAACCUGGGCUUCCUGGCAAAAUGGGCGAGGAUGGUUUGCCAGGAGAGGAUGGGCGAAAGGGUGAAAGAGGAGCCGUGGGAGCUGCUGGUCGAGAUGGCCGUGACGGGCAAAAAGGAGAGCGUGGUCUCACUGGCCCAUCAGGCCCUCCAGGCCUUACGGGACCUGCGGGACUGCCUGGUGGCAUAGGUCCUCCUGGACAGGUUGUGUACGUCAAAGGAACCGACGCAGCGCCGAUCCCAGGCCCCCAAGGACCGCCAGGAACAUCUGGUGUACCGGGGAUUCCCGGAGCUGCGGGUCCUCGAGGUGACAGGGGCCCUGCUGGUGCUAAAGGUGACAUUGGUGACCCAGGAGAAGACGGAGCACCUGGCAAACCUGGAACUGCAGUGGAUGUAAUAAAGGCUCUGGGCAACCUCGGAAUUCAGGUGUCUGACCUAAAGACAGUUGUGGACAGGAAGGACACUGUGCCUGCUCCAGCAGUGAAGGCAGAGAGAGGUGAAAAAGGAGACAGGGGUGAGACUGGUUUAAGAGGACCAGCUGGUGCGGAUGGAGCACGUGGCUUUUCAGGGGACAGAGGGCCAAAGGGUGAACAAGGAGAAAGAGGUCCGAUAGGAACACCGGGACCUCCUGGGAGAGCUAUAGGAGAACGAGGGCUGGUAGGACCUCCAGGGCCAGCAGGAGAGCCAGGAAAGCCGGGUAUUCCAGGUGUUCCAGGGCGAGCUGGUGAACUUGGAGAGGUUGGACGACCAGGGGAGAAGGGUGACAGAGGAGAGAAGGGCGAGAGAGGCGAGUCUGGAAAAGCAGGGCUUUCGGGGUUUCCUGGUCCACCGGGUCAAAAGGGUGCAUCUGCUGACUCAGUACUGACUGGUCCGCCCGGUGCCAGAGGCCCUCCCGGACUUGCAGGACCUAAGGGAGAGCCUGGUGUUCCGGGGCAACCGGGAGCUAAAGGUGAUCGGGGAUUUGAAGGACCUCGUGGUGAUAAAGGAAGCAGAGGCGACACUGGAGAGAAGGGACAGAAUGGCUCACAGGGAAUGGCAGGGGAACCUGGUAAACCUGGUCAGGAUGGUAAACCAGGUCUAACAGGGCAAGCUGGUCCUCGAGGCCUACCGGGAAACCCAGGAGAGCCUGGUAUCAGGGGACUAAGUGGCUCUCUUGGGCCAAAUGGACUUCCUGGUCCACCGGGCCUGAAGGGUAAUCAAGGAGAACCCGGAGUUGGUGUUCAGGGUCCUCCCGGUGCUCAAGGUAGUACAGGACUGCCAGGAAACCCAGGUCCUCCAGGAGCUGUAGGUCCACAGGGGCCUCCCGGCUUGUCAGGGCAGGUGGGUGAAGCAGGAAAGCCUGGGGUACCUGGACGAGAUGGAGUGCCCGGGAAAGAUGGAUUACCUGGAUUGUCAGGGAAACAGGGCAUUGUUGGCCCACCAGGUCAACCAGGCCUCAAGGGGGAACAGGGAGACAGUGGUCCUCCAGGGAAGGCUACGGCAGGCCCCCCUGGUGUCAAAGGAGAGAAGGGUCUCCCAGGACAAACACUACCAGGAAUGCCAGGAGAGCGAGGACUACCAGGCGAAAAGGGUGGCCGUGGAGACAGAGGUGUUGCUGGCAUCAGAGGCGAGCGUGGUGAGGUUGGCGAAGCGGGACAGCCAGGAGAAAAUGGAAGUCAAGGUCCUUCCGGGCCAAAAGGAGAUAAGGGAGAGCGAGGCAUAGGAAUGAUAGGACCUGCAGGAAGCACUGGACCACAAGGUUUAAAGGGCGAUCCAGGUCUCCCCGGUUCAGCUGGGCCUCCAGGGUUGCCAGGGAAGUCUGGGGAUGGUGGGCCUCCCGGUCUGAGAGGGGAAAUUGGAGAACUAGGACCCCCUGGGCCACCAGGAGAGAGGGGUCUCCAAGGAUUUCUAGGCCGGCCGGGAAAUAUUGGACCUCCUGGUCCAGUUGGUCCUACUGGGCAAGCUGGGUCUCCUGGUGUAGACGGCAUGAAAGGAGACAAGGGUGAAACAGGACUUGGCGUGACAGGUCCAAGAGGAGAGCGUGGCGAACCAGGAAUAAGGGGUGAAGAGGGCCGUUCAGGCUUGGAUGGCGAGAGGGGGCCAACUGGUCCACCUGGGGUGCGCGGAGCUCGGGGAGAAAAGGGAGAUGUGGGCCUGCAAGGGGAGAGAGGAGAAAAGGGGGACACAAUGCUGAUUGGGGGCCCUCCUGGAGAAAAGGGCAACAUAGGAGAACAAGGUGACAGGGGACCAAAAGGUGUGCAAGGUGAAAAAGGCACAAAGGGGCAAGAGGGCCCACCAGGGGAGCAGGGGCUGAGGGGAGAGCCUGGAGAAAGAGGCUCCACUGGAUUCCCUGGUGCACGCGGUCCUGGUGGACAGAAGGGAGAAGCAGGUCAGGCCGGAGUGCCUGGUGAAGCGGGUUUACCUGGAAAAGACGGGUUGCUCGGGCGCAAGGGUGAUAAAGGAGAGAUUGGUAUCAUCGGAAUGAGAGGAAUAAAGGGCGACCGAGGAUCCAAGGGGCUUUGUGGAAGCGAUGGACCCAAAGGAGAGAAGGGGGACAAUGGCCUUCAUGGGCGACCAGGCCUACCAGGCAGAAAAGGUGAUCAGGGGGAUGUUGGCCCCUCCGGAGCCCCAGGUAUCCCGGGAAAAGAGGGCCUAGUGGGGCCCAAGGGGGACCGUGGCUUUGAUGGGGUCGAGGGAGCUAAAGGAACUCAGGGUGACAAAGGUGAAAGGGGGGCGCCUGGUGUUCCUGGCCCGCCUGGACCCAGAGGAGCGGACGGUGCAACUGGACUGACAGGUCCGCAGGGACCGGCUGGUGCAAAAGGUCCCGAAGGCCUCCAGGGACAGAAGGGAGAGAGGGGGCCUGCUGGUCAAGCCAUGGUGGGCCCACGUGGUAUGCCAGGGAUCCCAGGGGAACGCGGAGAGUCGGGGGAGAUGGGCCCAGAUGGAGCCAAAGGCGAAAGAGGAGUGCCAGGCAUGACGGAGACCGAGGUCAGAGAAUAUGUACGCACAGAGAUGAGUCAGCACUGUGCUCUAUCAGCGUCAGGCCCUGUCACUCGCUCCCAGGUUGUGGCACCGGAGCAACUUGCAGCCCUGAAAGCUGAGGAGGGCCGUGAGCUGCGUGUGGUGAUGAACACCAACGACCCCGACUACGAGCACAUCUACUCCAUCGACAGCUACGACGACCCCCUGGAUGAGCUGCUGUAUUUCCCUCCUGCAGACAAUCAAACUGAUGCUCCAGCAGACAUUUGCCUCCAGCCGAUGGAGGAGGGCAGCUGUGUGCGCUUCACUUUGCGCUGGUACUUUAACAGCCGGGUCCAGGCAUGUAGGCCCUUCAUAUACAGUGGUUGCGGAGGAAACGACAACAGUUUCCUUCACUUGGAGCAGUGUGAGGAAUUGUGCCUUGGCAAAGCUGAAGGAUCUCCCUUGCUGCGGUGA